UACACCGACCUCUUAAUCGGACAUCAUCAUAAAUCUAUACAUACAGGACAUCUCAUAUUCUAUAUUUUUAUAAAUAGCGCUCGAAAACCCAUCAUUCUCAUAUCUUACUUUUUACUGCCAAAAAUUUACCCCCAUCGAAUCAUCUUGUGCAAGAAUCAUCAAGAACACCACCACCAUGGAGGAUUUAACCCACAUUGCAGAUUCAAGUAUUGUGAUCAAGAAAAAGAAAACUAAAGGUCGUCAGAAAAUCGACCCUACUAAGAAAAUCCUAAACCCCACCAGUCUUCAAGUCGCAUUCUCUAAACGACGAACCGGGUUGUUCAAGAAAGCCGCUGAAUUGUGCGUUUUGACCGGCGCCCAGAUUGCGAUUCUGACCCAAUCUCCCGGUGGCAGAAUCUUUUCAUUCGGUCACCCCAAUGUGGAUGUUGUCGUUGACCGUUUACUUGAUAAUAAGGAGUUGGAGGAAGAGAUGAAGAAAGGCGAAGAAACGAGUAAUUUAAUGUGGUUCGAUCAGCCGAUUGAUGGGAUGAAUCUUGAAGAGUUGGAAGAGUAUCUGCAUUCUUUGGUUGAGCUCAAGAACAAUGUCGACACAAGGGCUCAUGAACUUAUGAUGAUCAACACAAAUCCAAGAUUCUUGGGCCCGAAUUUCGUUGAUUUGGGGUUGCAGAAUGGUUUUUCACCUUUGGGUGUUCACUGAACAGUGGUUUUGAGUUGCAACAUGUGGAGAAAUUCGGAAAAUUUAUGUUCUAGUUUGGUAAAUAUUCGAGGUUUAUCAUAAAAGUUAUAGUCGUAAUAUAUUUGUGUUGUUAGUAUUGAAGUUUAUAACAAUUUUGUAAAAGUCUGUGUAAUUGGAAUGCUAUUUUGAUAAAUUUGAUUGAUU
Messenger RNA from Erigeron canadensis, 880 nucleotides. RefSeq names its product agamous-like MADS-box protein AGL62. Gene Ontology annotation, biological process: regulation of transcription by RNA polymerase II. NCBI's taxonomy places the organism in Eukaryota, Viridiplantae, Streptophyta, Magnoliopsida, Asterales, Asteraceae. The transcript has a single exon. Gene Ontology annotation, molecular function: DNA-binding transcription factor activity, RNA polymerase II-specific; protein dimerization activity; RNA polymerase II cis-regulatory region sequence-specific DNA binding. Bases 176 to 697 code for a protein of 173 amino acids. The record is from RefSeq and is a predicted model, not a curated record.